Linum tenue is the source of this 1339-nucleotide messenger RNA. Lineage: Eukaryota; Viridiplantae; Streptophyta; Magnoliopsida; Malpighiales; Linaceae. The record is from the annotation of a GenBank genome assembly.
CUCUUCUUCAUCCACCAUCAUUCCCAAAUAAUGUUAAAUAGCUUGACAACAACACCUCUUUCUCAUUCAUUACUCUUCCAUAGCACUGCCUUUCAUAUUUUUUGUGAUUUUCACAUUAGGAAGCAAGUAAAUGCACUGCAAAUAUGACCACAUUUUCAAAAGGGGACCCCUGUACAUUUGUGUGUAUAUAUAUAGCCAUGCCGAGUCUCGACCAUCUCAACAUAGAGAGUGGGACUGAAUAGCCUCUUUAGCAAACCCACUUAACAGCACUUCUAAACACACAGUGAAAGAAAAAGUGGGAGAGAAGAGGAUGGCACAAGACAGAAACAUGACCUUGGUAUGCCUCAUCAUGGCUUCAUUGGCUAUCACGGCAGCAACAGCAGCGACAUUGCAGGACGCCGAGACCGAGUGUGCACAGCACCUCACGGAUCUCGCAGCUUGCAUUCCAUAUGUGAGCGGCACUGCCAAGAAGCCGACGCCCGAGUGCUGCCAGGACGCCAAGAAGCUGAAGGAAACCGAACCGAAAUGCCUGUGCGUUCUCAUCAAAGAGAGCACUGACCCUUCCAUGGGUCUUCCUAUCAACACCACUCUCGCCCUUGAAAUGCCCUCUGCGUGCAACAUUGAUGCCAAAGUCUCCAACUGCCCGACUCUCUUGAACAUCUCUCCCGACUCGCCAGAUGCAAAGAUCUUCAAACAAGCAGGAGAUUCAGAUUCUUCUUCCACUGGCAGUUCAAGCUCCACAAAAGAUUCCCCAGUGAGUUCUACAACUACGUCGCCUUCUUCUACUUCCACUGAUUCCAGCUCGAAAGACUCGAAGGCUUCUCCUGCUACCAGCAGUAAUGACGGCCAAAAGAUGAAGGUGAUGAUUGGAGGGUGGAUGUUGAUGGCUCUUGCAGCUUCGAUGCUCUUCUAAAGCUGAAACAGCAGUCAACUACGGCUCUUUCAUGAGUUAGUAGCAUCAAGGACUUGGUAUUAGAAUGAAGCAGAUGAAGCAUUGUCCUUCUGAUCUAUCGUAGCUUUGUUGCAUUUGAUCUAUCAAAAUAAUACCAAAAUAAUCCCGUGCAUUUUCUCCUACCUUGAUAAGCAAUAUCAUUAUGAAGAACUACUUCCCUAUCUACAAGGAACAAAUCUAGAUUACUGCAGAAUCUCUAACUUGCUUCAGCAGUAUGAGUUGGUUCCCCUAACUAACAAUUUACAGUGAGUGAGUCUAUAGAAGUUAGCAAAGAAUCCAUAUAUGUGCAACUCUAAGGGCAGGUAUUCUUGCCUCUCGGCAUGUUCACUGAACUGAGCUUGGAGCUGAAGGUGGAACGGCUAUGGCCCUAACAACCAUACAUUUGCA